Messenger RNA from Micromonas commoda, 1811 nucleotides. RefSeq lists its product with no specific name. Lineage: Eukaryota; Viridiplantae; Chlorophyta; Mamiellophyceae; Mamiellales; Mamiellaceae. The transcript has 8 exons. Gene Ontology annotation, molecular function: protein tyrosine phosphatase activator activity; peptidyl-prolyl cis-trans isomerase activity. Gene Ontology annotation, biological process: mitotic spindle organization. Bases 1 to 969 code for a protein of 322 amino acids. The record is from RefSeq and is a predicted model, not a curated record. Gene Ontology annotation, cellular component: nucleus; protein phosphatase type 2A complex; cytoplasm.
AUGUCGGAUUUCGUGAUGCCGCAAAAACUGGUCAAGAGGCCCGCAGACAUGCGCGCCUUUGAAGUAUCCCAGGCGGCGAGGCGGUUAAUUCAUUUCAUACAGUCUCUCAACCUCGCAGCCCGGUGCUCAACGCUUUCAACCGAGACGCACCCAAGAAGUGCCGUGACCAUCGAGCGCCUUAUUGCGGUGCUGUGUGUGGUGGAAUGUUGGGCUGUAGAUUUCCCACCGAAGAAACAGUUGUCACGCUUUGGAAACGCAUCUUUUCGAGACUGGCACAGACGCCUAACUAUAUCAUCGCAUGACUUAUGUUAUGAUAUGCUGUUUCUUUCACUAUUUGGUCGCUACUCAACGGCCGCUGUUACUGAGCUGGCGCCAUACUUUCUUCAAGGCUUUGGAAAUGCCUCCCGAGUUGACUACGGGACCGGACAUGAGACCAUGUUUGUUUGUUUCUUGCUUUGCUUGGAGGCAAUUGGACUGCUAAACAAGAGCGACCAUCGAGUCAUUGUGACUCGAGUGUUUUCAAAGUAUUUAUCUGUUGUGCGAAUGCUGCAAACAAAAUAUUGGCUUGAGCCAGCUGGCUCCCGGGGUGCAUGGGGGCUUGAUGACUACUGUUUUCUCCCAUUUUACUGGGGCUCGUCUCAACUUGUUCACCAUGACGCGAUCACACCCGCUUCAAUCCACGACGAUAGGGUUGUACAGGAAAAUGCAAAUGAGUUCCUUUAUCUUGACUCUCUACUUUUCAUAAAGACGGUGAAAAGGGGAUCAAUAUCUGAGACUUCUCCAUUACUGUUUGAUAUUAGCGGAGUUAUGAGUUGGGAGAAAGUCAAUCGCGGUCUUUUAAAGAUGUAUCAGGUAGUUGAAUGUCUCGGAAAAUUUCCGAUCGCACAGCAUUUUUUGUUUGGCACUAUCUUGCGGAUGGAUCCUGCAAGUGAAGGCGAGCACGUUUCCAAUAGAGCUCCGCUUGCCUAAAAUCAGCGUCAAACAUGUCUGCGACCAUGGUGUAACCUGGUGAAUCAAUCACAUUAAAACUAUUUAUAGACAUGCAAUUCCGAACUGGCUCAUUAGCAUUCUAGCCGUUGCAAAAGCUCUGCGAGCUCAUCAGGAGUUUUUAAUUUAAGCCUCUCCAUGUAUAUAUCUCCAUAAUAUUUUUGCAGUACGGCGGCCAUCUGGCGAUGGGCUUCAACGAUGUUGUUUUUCACUGGAUUCAGUAUUAUUUCUCUGGUCGACGCGCCUGUUACGUACAGCGACAUAUGUUUGACCAUUCUCGUCAAAUCAUUUUCAAGGGAAUUGUUUACAGACGCAACUACUUUGGAGAGCCUUUCACCUGUAGCGAAAGCAGCCUUGGAUAAAGGAGCAUUUACAUGUGGACUUGAUACACGAAAAGCAGUCAACUUCGCAAGAAAUCCAAGUAUCGGUCCGACGAUAGUUCUCGUGAGAUGCAUGAUGUAUGCUUCGCAUGAUGACCUCAGGAGUUUUUCUAGCUCCGUGCGGCAAUCAGCUGUCGACUCGACAACUCUUGGAGCGCCCUUCGUUGCAAGUACAACCAGGGCAUUUUCAGUUGGUGAUAUCGAAAAGACACUAAGUCCUCCAUUGAGCAUGCGUUGCAUUUCUCCGUUUAAAUGUGAAAAAUUAAGUUCGCGAGUCGGAAGAAAAUGUUCAGUCAGAUGGGAUUCAAAAGGCGAGAUAUGCUCACGUAGGAGUAUAAGAUACUUGAUCAUAAACAGCAGCCCAUCCGAUUCACUAGCGCUGCUCGCAACAAUCUGGCUUGAUUUUUUUAUUGACAUUAAACAUUGCAAAACUGCAUCUUCGGC